Closterium sp. NIES-67 is the source of this 3049-nucleotide messenger RNA. The record is from the annotation of a GenBank genome assembly. Lineage: Eukaryota; Viridiplantae; Streptophyta; Zygnematophyceae; Desmidiales; Closteriaceae.
AUCUCUUCGCCUCGCCUAAAGCCACGUUAAUCUCUUCUAACAGAUUAGAGACGUAUUUCCAGUCUGCCUUCUCAGCUCCUAAUCGUGUUAUUGCAGAGAGCUUUGCGCAGCCGCUGUACUCGAUAUAAGCAUGGCAGAAGAGGAUCCACCCGUCAAAGAGCACGAGGAGGAGGAGGAAGACGACGACGACGAUGACGACGACGACGACGACGACAAGGAGAAGAGCGACGGCGGCGACAGCUCCAGCUCGAGCUCUGAUAGGUCCGACGACAAGGACGACGACGACGACGACGAUCGCGAUCGCACACGCGGCGACGAAGAGGCGGAGAUGAAGGACGCGGGCACGCGAAGCGACAGCGACAAGGACGACGACGACGACGACGACGACAAGAAGGCGAGCGACAGCUCGAGCGACAGCGAUAGCGACAGCGACAGCGACUCGGAUCGGGAUUCGAGCAAAGACGGAAGCGAGGGAGCGGGUAGGGAGGAGACUGGAGAGGAGGGGCGGGAGUCGCCUAGCGCGGAAAAGAAAGAGAAAGAGGCUGAUGCGGGGGAGGGGGCGAUCGGGAACGGGAAGAGCGAGGAGGAUGCGAGUAUGGAUGUUGGCGGAGAGGGGAAGGAGGAGGCGUUGAAGGGGGUGGAGAGAGGUAGCGACGACGGUGGAGCGGGGGUGGGGAUGGAUGAAGAGUUGAAAGAAGCUGUCGCUGCUGCUGCUGCUCCAGCUGCUGCUGCUGCUGGUAGUACCGCUGCUGCUGCGACUGCCGAUGCUGCUGCUGGUGCUGGUGCUGGAGCUGCUGCUGCUGCUAUUGAUGAUGAUAAAUCUAGUGCUCCGGUCGAUGCUAUGGAGGAGGAGGGUGGGCGUGAGGGGGAAAUAACGCCUCCGGAAGUCAGGGCGCAAGAACACGCGCACAAGGCGGAAGAAUUGCGCGGGGAGGGGGAAGAAACCGGGGAGCGCGGAGCCCCGUCCGCAGGGCGGGGAGCAGAGGCCGCAUCACCCAGCCCACAGGGGGAGGAUGACGCGGACGGGGAGGGGAAGGACAGCCGGAGGGGGAAGGAAGGCGGAAAGGAACAGGCGGGGGGGGAUCAGGGCGCGGAAGAGGAGGGGAAAGACCAGGGGAUGGAGCUCGAAAUGAAGGCGGAGGAGGACACGUUGGCGGAAGAGGCGGAGCAGGCGGCAGCAGAGGCGGAAGCGGAGGCGGAGGCGGAGGCUGCAGUGGCGGCAGCGGCUGCGGAAGCAGCAGAGGCGGCGGAAGCGGAUGAGAAGAUGGGGGAGGGCGGGGAGAGGGGCGGAGGGGGAGGCGGGGGGGGGAUGGAUGAGCCGGCGCAGAGGCCCCCCCAUGGGUCGGAGGUGUUUGUGGGGGGGAUCACGAGGGAUAUAUCAGAGGAGGAUAUCCGGGAGCUCUUUUCCCAGAUAGGGGACAUCUAUGAGGUGCGUGUGCUCAAGGAUCGCGAGACGGGCAACAUCAAGGGGUACGGCUUUGUGACGUACUUCAACCGGCACCACGCCGACAAGGCCAUCGACACGCUCAAUGGCUCCGAGAUCAAGAGCAAGAAGCUGCGCGUGACGCCGUCGCAGUCCAAGUACCGUCUGUUCGUGGGCAACAUCCCCAAGAGCUGGAACAAGGACGAGCUGCACACUACGUUGGAGGCGGAGGGCAAGGGCAUCACCAACCUCGAGCUGCUCAUGGACCCCAAGCUCCCGGGUCGCAAUCGCGGGUACGCGUUUGUGGAGUACCACAAUCACGCGUGCGCCGAGGUGGCCCGCCGCAACAUGACCAAGCCCUCCUUCCGCCUCGCCGCCAAUGUGCCCACCAUCAGCUGGGCCGAGCCCCGCUCCGAGCCCGACCCCUCCGCCAUGGCACAGGUGAAGGUAGUGUACGUGAAGGGCAUCUCGGAGAAGGUGAGCGAGGACGACCUCAAGGAGGCCUUCCAGCGCUUUGGCGAGGUCACCAGGGUCAUCCUGCCGCCGCCGCGCCCGGGGCAACCCAAGAGGGACUUUGGGUUCGUGCACUUUGCGGAGCGGGCGGACGCACUCAAGGCGAUUGAGGCCGAGGAGAAGGUGCUCAUAGACGGCAAGGAGGUCGAAGUCUCUCUAGCCAAGCCUCCCCCUGAGCGCCGCCCCGGCCCAGGGGACCCCCCCUACCCGCCGCGCUCUGCGCCAGGGGGGGGGGCAGCGGAGGGGGAGGCGGCAGUGGCACAGGGGGGGCGUCAGGCCUUCACCCUCAGUAUCGGUCUGGUUAUGGCUAUGGCGACAUGGGGGGGGAAGGGAGGGGCGGGAGGGGGUUUCGGGUCGCAGGUGCCGUUUAUAUAUGGGCGGGGGCCGGCGCCUGCUGGUAUGGUCAUGGUGCCCAUGAUGCUGCCAGAUGGACGGCUGGGAUACAUUCUGCAAAGGGAGGGAGAGGGUGGCGGGGGAGGUUACGGAGGACGGUCGUCAGGAGGGGGAGGAGCGUAUCGGAGUGGGGGGGGAGGGGGAGGGUACUCGAGACCCGGGGGCGGAGGGGGUGAUGGGAGUGUGGGGGGGGCUAGUGCUGGUAACUCUCAAGCACGCCGUUACAGACCGUACUGAGUGCCUUGUGCCUUGUUUCGGGUUGAUUGACGCUGGUUCUUGGGGGGCGGCGGUUGAGGGGGGGGGGAGGUGGUUGUGGUGUUGGGGCUGCGGGGGUUUUGAGUUGAAUAAUGGAGGGGGAAUUCUUCAAGGGUUGAUAUGAUAAUGGUGUAAUAAUUUGUAAAACAGUGCAGAAGACUAAGAGCGUGUUCCUACGAGCCUCUUCCCAGGCAACCUCUUCCCAGACUUGCGCGCGACCUUGAGAGCGUGUUCCCAGGACCACUUUUUGGAAUACUCCCGUUUCAUGUUUGCGUUCCACCGCUCUCAACUACAUAAAACCAGCUGGCGUUGUAACUUUACUGUGCAGAUUCAUGUUUGUCUGAAAAUCUGCUCAUCUUAAAAGAGGAUUGUGAAAGUUUGCUUAGGUCCUCUUGUAAAGGCAGCGUGCUUCAUUUCAUCUGGGAAACAUACAUGGUUCUCGUCCAACAAAGAACUACACACAAG